AAACCGGUUCGAGCAAUUUAUUAGCUUCGAGAAAAGGAACAAUUUAUUCACUCGUUAAGGGUUUUGCGCACAUCCGCCUCAUGAUGACAAACUCCGAUUCCGACCACUGUACUCCGGCGAAAACCUCAAUUUCUGGGGAUGGAUUAGAAAAAGAGAGCGACUUUAAGAAGCAACUGAACUCUGAGAUAGAUCCACAAGCUUCUUCCUCGCAAAACGAUGCAAUAACUAUGGAAGAUGGAGCCGUCUCUGUAAACAAUAGGGAUCUGCAAGAGAUAAAGGAAUCAUCCUUCUCUAAAGGAAGUGAGCAAUAUCGAGUUGAUGGAGCCCUUGAAGAAAGUUUGAAUUUUGAGGAGAAGGAACAAGAAUCUGAAGCUCAGAGACUAUUGGAAGCAGAGAAGAGAAGAUUGCUGGCUGAAAUCGAACUUGGGUCAAUCUUUAGGAAGAGUGUUGAUGUGGAUACGUUGCCUAAGAUCGAAGAGACGAUGGAUAAUGAUGUUGAUAAGAUUGAAUUGGUUGAUCAUACUGCGUUGGUUGAUGUUGUUCAUCAUCCUAAGAGACCAGGGACUGCUCAAAAUGAGAAGGAUACACCUAGAAAGCUUAAGAAAAUUGGAGAUAAGAGAAAUGUUAUUGAGGGGAGUGGAGUAGAAAACAAUGGGAAGCAGUUUAGGAGAUUGUACACUAGGAAACAAUUGGAGUCAAUGAGGUUUGCCCACAUUGUGAAUCAGAAGAACCUGUGGAGUGAGAUGUAUUCUAGGAUUCUACCUGAGGUGGUGACUGAGUAUGAAAGUUUAGUUUAUGUGAAGAAUUACAAGAGUUCAAAGUCUAAUCGUGUUCGUGGGCGAACGGAGAGUGGCAAUGAAGAAAAUUUGGGGACUGAAGAAGGAACGGAGGACCCUGAAGACUACACUGACGAUAAUGAUGAUUACAAUAGCAUUUUGAGACCUGCGUUUGAAGUAGAUGGAGAACCUGAUUUUAGUACUGGACCACCAGAAGAUGGGCUUGAAUAUUUAAGACGAGUCAGGUGGGAGGCUAAGGGAAUUCCGAAUGUAAGAGUAGCCAAGAUAGAUGAAAGCACGUACAUAAAGAAAGAGCAAAGUGUUUAUAUGCCACUAAUUCCUGAAAUCCCCAAAUGUCCAGAGUACCUGUUACCCAUGAAGGAAUGGGAGGACUCGUUGCUUUUGGACUUUGUACACCUUCGCCAGACUCUAACACAAAGUGCCAACAGCUGUGAGGAUGAGAUAAUAUCAAGUCAGUGUGUAGAAGAUUUGCUUGUGGAGAUGUUCAAUAAGCAUCUCCACACAGAGGAGGAUGAGUCUUUUGGUGAGGUGGUAACAGACAUACAAGGAAUGGACUCGGUGACGCGGGUAUCAAAGCUGAAAAAGCGUAUAUGUUUGGUUGAGAAGGAGAGCGGUUUACAGAGUAGCGAUUGCAAAUGGGUAGUAGCGUUGUGUGCAUCAUUGGAGACUCCUUUGGAUGCCGAUACUUGUGCUUGUCUAAGGGGUCUUCUGAGGAAGUGUGCUAGUGUUCGUGCAGAGACAUCAUUAGAGGUUGGAGAUGAAGAAGUUAUCACCAUGGCAAAUAUGCUCAUCACCAUCGCCGGCAGAUACUUUGGCCAAAUGGGACAGUAAUAAGUGAAGAAGAGAGUGGACAUGACAUGCCCUUACUUUUCUCUCAUAUGUGCUUUUGAAUCUUACAUGAGCUUUAAUGCCAUUUUUUGUAGUGUCCCCUUUGUUAUGUCAUCUGUGAUGUUCGGAAUCAUCGUAUUUGUGCGAAGUAAGCUCUUUUUUUUUGGGAUCUUGUUGAGGUUAUUGAGAUCUUCACAACUUCCGUGGAUCGGCUAGAUAGAGUCUUCUUAUCAUACCGAGUUCUAUCAUUGUCAUUGUUGAAGGAAAUUACAAGAACUACGUUGCUGUAGUGGUUUCAAUUUGUUACAAUUCAGUUUAAGUGCUCUUUGUUUCUUCUUCGUUUGGAUAUUGCACCAAAUAGUAGUCAGAUACUACGUUUGGAUGCAAUCUUUGAUAUUAUUGUUACAAAGAAAAAAAGAAUAAAGAAAAACAUGUAAUACAUAUGUAAUAUACUUCGAAACAUAUGUAAUUUUGCAGUUCCCAAA
Arabidopsis thaliana (thale cress) is the source of this 2110-nucleotide messenger RNA. RefSeq names its product spliceosome protein-like protein. NCBI's taxonomy places the organism in Eukaryota, Viridiplantae, Streptophyta, Magnoliopsida, Brassicales, Brassicaceae. The coding region runs from base 81 to 1628 and encodes 515 amino acids. The record is from RefSeq and is marked reviewed. The transcript has 4 exons. Gene Ontology annotation, biological process: spliceosomal snRNP assembly. Gene Ontology annotation, cellular component: nucleus.